Fusarium musae is the source of this 3534-nucleotide messenger RNA. RefSeq lists its product as uncharacterized. Gene Ontology annotation, molecular function: ATP hydrolysis activity; protein binding. The transcript has a single exon. Bases 1 to 3534 code for a protein of 1177 amino acids. The record is from RefSeq and is a predicted model, not a curated record. Lineage: Eukaryota; Fungi; Ascomycota; Sordariomycetes; Hypocreales; Nectriaceae.
AUGCCAGAUUCCUAUCUCAAGCGGGUUGUGUGUAUCUAUGGCAUCAAGGGUUGCGGGAAAUCUGUUCUCAUCAAGUCUAUUGCCCAGAAACUUGGAGAACAAGGCCAGAUCGCUCUCCAUUUUUCGUUCUGGUCCGGCAAUGAAAACCAACGAAAGCUAGAAGACCUCUUGAGAACUCUGGUUUGGCAGACUUUAAGGCGCAUCACAGAUGCCGACCUUGAAAAAAUAUCCAAGCUAUUAACUCGGAGUGAUGGGAUCGAUAAGAGGAGCCUAGUUGAGGCAGUCCGCAUUGCCUUAUCUGGUAUCAGCAAGAAAGUCUAUUGCACCAUCGACGGCAUUGACGAGUCUACAGAGGACUGGAACAGUGAUGCCGACGGCUGUCUUUCAACUGUCCUGGACCUGGUCAAGAAUCACGCCAACCUUAACGUGCUCCUAGCUGGCAGGGAACACUCAUUACGAACGCUUCUGAAAAGAGCCGUGCCAAGACUGGAGAUUACAGAAAGUCUCAUACGAGGCGACAUAGCCAAGCUAAUUGCAGUCGAGAUACACGACUCACUCGAAAGCUAUUCACCUGUCAUCCGAGACGAGGCCCAGAAGAAUUUAGAAGUGAAGACUCAAGUUAUGUUCCUUUGGGUGACGCUGGUCUUGAAAGAACUGAGGCGUUGCUCUAGUGUCGAAGACAUUAGACAAACGCUUCAACAAGUUCCCCACGACCUCGACCGCGAAUAUCACCGGCUAUUGUUGCAACUCGUGACUCGUACCCGAGGAUCACUAGCAAAACCUUCGAUAUCGAUGAAGCGAGCGAGAUAUGUCUUGUCCUCCAUCCUAGCCUGUCCUGAGCCUAUGACGGGCGAAGAUCUAUGCUAUGCAUAUGCGACACAGGUCAACGUGAAUGGCACAAUCGAGAAUGACCUCAUCACCAUUGAAGGUAUCAUGGAUGCAUGUGGCGAUUUCGUUAGGGUCACAGAAGGUCGCUAUCAUACCAUCCAUGCAUCGGCAUCCGACUUUCUCAUGCGACCAAAAGACGAAUGGGAAUCCGAAGACAAGGAUAUUUCAUAUUUCCGGGUCGACCUCGCUGAAGCUCAGGAAUCCAUGUCUUUGGCUUGCUUCAAGUACAUCAAGUCUAUAGACCUUGGGUACCCAUUAACAGAUGGCGGGGCCUCAUCUCUGUCGUCAAGAUACACCUUCUUCUCCUACGUUGCAAGAUACCUUCCAUUUCAUCUAGCUGAAGCUCUACAGGGCAAUGGACAAGUUGGCCCCGAAACAUCUAAAUUUGUGAGAACACAUCACUUCUGCGCUUUGAUUGAAUACCUCUUGGCAACUAGUCAGAACUCCCUGCCCAACGACUUCCUUGGUUCUAUGUACUAUUGGAGCGAGAUAUUUGCUAGGAUGUGGAUGGAGCUGAAUCGAGCUUUCGAUCUCGAAUUGGACCGUCGAGAAAGAGACUUCGGGAGCCAAGACGAACGGUACCAAUCAUGGCUCGCUUUAGCGUUUCUAAUUCCUGCAGAUGCCCAGAGAUUGGCUGAACAACAGGCCCAGCCUUUCGCAAGGUCUGCGCGCAAUCACCAGAGCGUGGUGGCAGAGACGAGAGGGAAGGCAAUCUCUAUGUUGCCUCAACAUAUCACAAACACACAUGGCCCUAUCAUUCAAAGAGUGUCUGGAAGUAUUCAGACUCUUUCCCAGAUUUUUGCGACCUUCAGAAGUACAGGUGCAGACCUCCUGGCUUCCUCAGCAGAGUCCAUGCCGGUUCCAGUGCUUCUCCUCGCGGGCAGGACUGCGAAUCGACAAAGGAAUCCACUACUCGCAGAGAAGCUAGCUAUAAUCUCGGUUAAUAAGACAAAAGGAAGAGGCGACAUCUUUGAAUUUUGCAGCUUGCUAUUACUUGCAGCAGUGAGAUUCCACGCAAAUCACGAUACCAGUGAAAUGAACGUGGAAAUGGUGCGCAAGUCCGUUCGAAUUGCAAACUGCCUCCCUCCUCAACCACAUGUGCAAUUACUGAAGAUGGAGGCCCUGGAAAUCUUGGUCUCGAUGCUCUUAAGUUUGGGUAGGAGAGAUGAGGCAGACGAAUUUCUCCGUUCAUUUGAGGAUCUUGUUGGAAGGGAUCGCAAGAAGUUAGAUAGCCGUGUAUGGGAGUAUGGCAUCCGUCAUACUGGACUCGGAGCCGCUCACAGAAUAGGGGGUCUCCAAUACAUGGCUAGAAACCUCUUCUUUAGCGGUAACUAUACAGUUUCCGCAGACUUCGCUGCUCAAGGUAUUGAGAUUCUUGCAGACUCGGGAUCUAAACCGAAACCUAGAGAUCUGGGUUUGCUAGCCAUUCAUCGAGACUCUCUGUAUAAGGCCGGCAAGCUAGAUGAAUGCAUCUCCAGCUGUCAAGAACUACUGGGCCUCUUGACGAAGCUCGCAGCUGAACCUAUUGUUACGGAUGCUCGAUGGCAAACCCAAAUGUUUGUAGCGAGGUGUCUCGCCCAGCAAGGAAAUAUGGCAGAGGCCGACACGUGGUUUCGUAAGGCGGCAGACGAAAUGGCGCUUCUCGGCCCGGAUCGACGGCACCAAAAAGGCCAAAACUGGUUCUUAUUUAUGGUGGAAGAUGCGGCGCUUUUGGGGCAGUACACGGUUUCUCAGUCCCUGGCCCAUGAGCUAUUAGAGAUGAAAAGGGUCCCGCCCCCUAACGACGAGGCGGACUUGGGUUUUGGGCCGCUUGAGUCGCUUGUUUCUAAGCUCAAGGCCAUCGAUUGCAUAGAUCCCGCAUAUCGGGAAUUCCUCCGCUGUCACUCAUUAUUAAUGACAGUGCAGAACGUUCAGAACACGGAAGGGAAGCUGAACUGGUUGGGACGACGACUAUGGUCAAUGCAUGACUACCCGGAAUCUUUCAGCAAGAGAAUACCUCUACUGAAGCUCAAGUACAUCGACACAUGCCUCCAUCUUGAUGAUGGAUUACUGAACGCCAUUGAGGGAUAUAUAAUGCUGGGGAAUUUCUUCUUCGAGCGAGGAAAUACCGAAGCAGCAGAUAUUGUUUCGUCUGAUGCGGCGUCGCGUAUCUUCUCAGACAUAUCCUCAGAUGACCCUUCAUGGAGUUUCAGAUUAGCAAGUCAGGUAUACCUCUUCGCUGGAAAGUUUUCCAAGUGUAUUCCGUUGCUUUGUAAGGGCUAUGAAAAGUCGUUGCAUGUUAAUGGUGAUACAGUCUUCACUUUCGAGAUGGAGAUGGUUUACGCCUUUACGUACAUAUACGCACUGGAAGAAUUUGAGGAAGAUCUCGAGAAGGUCGACUUGCGAUUAUCCUUUCUGGAAAAGUCUUGCGAGCAUUUAUCGAAAGCCUCUAGGAGAAUGGAUUACAUAGACCGACACAAGGGUUCACGGUCACAGGAGGAGCAGAGUAAUGGUGAAUAUGAUGCUGAACAGAGUAGGAGGGAGAGGAUGACAGAUCUGAAAGCUCGGCUGGAAGAUCUUAAUGGAGGCUCUAUGUUAACCGAGGCGAUGGCUAGGCUGGAGUCCGUGGCGCCGGGAGCGGAGGUGUCAAGGGAGGGUAAUUCCUAG